Messenger RNA from Paracoccidioides brasiliensis Pb18, 450 nucleotides. RefSeq lists its product as uncharacterized. The transcript has 2 exons. Bases 1 to 450 code for a protein of 149 amino acids. The record is from RefSeq and is a predicted model, not a curated record.
AUGGAGCGAAAAAGGAAAGGGAAGAAAAGGGAAAGGAGAGAAGAUAAAUCCAUUGUAGCGCGGGAAUGCCAGAGUUUACUCAUAGAUGACACCGAGGCUGCUCCAGACUUUGAUAUCUGCGACAUUCGAUGGCGGAUGCAACAGCAAGUCAGAGCGCUAACCAAAUCAGAUCGUUGGGGGCCGCAGAUUGGAACAGACUCAUGUCAAGAGAGUCCAAUCGAAGCCUCCUUGUCCUUUUUGGUAUCGCUUCCACUCCGAUGUUUGUUUGACUCCACAGAAUGUUGGAACCACGAAAGAGAAUCUAAGUUAAGAACUAGUAGCAAAUUAUCCAAUAGAGGGAUCUUUGUGUUUUGGGCGAGGAAACGAGGCGUCGUCGUACGAGAUGCCAUGGAUUCUGGCCAAGCAGGCGGCGGAGAGGUACAACAAACGUCUCAACAAGCCCUGUUGUGA